UGUUACCAAUUUGAACUGGGUUAAAAUCCUGAAACACACCAUCUUUUUUUUUUUUUAAUCCUUAUUUGGCUGCAUGCAAAAAGCUGUGUAAGUACUCUAUUUAUUGGUGAAAUUAAUUAAACAUUGGGUGUUUUGACAGGUUUUGAAAGUAGUGACUGCUCAGUGGAAAUAAAUGAAUGUCUGUCAAAUCCAUGUGACCCUUCAAACACCAUCUACUGCGAAGAUCUGAUGAAUGGUUUUCGAUGCAUUUGCCACCAAGGAUAUAUGGGAGAGAUCUGUACAACUCCAGUAAAUCUCUGUGUGGUAGGCUUGUGUCAGAACAACUCACAAUGUGAAGACGAGCACAUAGAAUUUAGAUGUCAUUGCCUUCAUGGAUUAGAAGGAGGUUUCUGUGAAGAAAUGAGGGGUGAUGAUUGCAAGGCAGAUUCUUGCCGUGCCCUCAGCCUCUGUGAGACUGGCUUGAAUUUGUUUGCCUGUUACUGUGCGCCAGGCUUUGUCGGCAAUAACUGUGAGAUUGAGGUGGAUGAAUGUUUAAGUGACCCCUGUCAGAACAAUGGCACUUGCACUGAUCUUCUCAACUCUUUCAGCUGUGUGUGCCCUGGUGGAAUUGAAGGUAUCAACUGUGAAAUCAACAUAAAUGAAUGUCACUCGUCUCCCUGUCUCCACAAAGCAACAUGCAUCGACCUCAUUAAUAGUUAUGAGUGCAAGUGCCUGGCUGGUUUCACUGGUGAGUUUCUCCAGUCUGCUGUAUGUUCUGCCUGAGCCGUUAUCUUGUGCCCCUGCUAGUGAUUUACCCCUCACCCUCCGACCUUUCUUUUCAUCUCAAAGUGCAACCGGGUUGGAAUACCGAGGCACUACAUGUCAACCUAACCCCAAAGCCAAGUCCCGCGGCACCAAAAUCACUCUCAAAAGCAAGGCUGCCCCCGAGGGAAGAUUAGUGUGUGUUUAAUGACACUCAGGAUAGAUGUGGUGGUGGAUGAAAUAAAUCUGCUCAGGCAAUAAUUUGUGUCGGCUCCUGUUUUGACUGAUUCUGUUACUGCCUCAAAUCGCAAAUGCUUAGGGAUUUUUGCUGCACACACAGUAGACUGCAACUUGACAACUUAUUUCUCUCCCCCUUUUUCUCUCUCUCUCUGUGACUGAUGUCCCUUUUAUUCUCUUCCUCUCCCGCCUGCCAUCGCUUCCUUUAAGGACAACAUUGUGAAACGGACAUAGAUGACUGCGCCUCAGACCCCUGUGAAAACAGAGGCACGUGCAUCGACCUCGCUGGUAAUUACUUCUGCCAUUGUGCGCCUCCAUUUAAAGGUAAUGAACACUGAGGGAGAAAGAAAUGCAAACAUAAUUAACUUCAGAAAGCAUUCCCAACGUUGUCUGAGUUGAUUUCACUCUUCUAACAUCAUUAUUAAGCAGCUGCUCUCGUAACUGAGUCACAGAGGGGAAUAAAAAAUAGGUUGAAUUAAUUUGAAGCCUGAGAAGGUUACAGGGUAAAAUGCUGCAGACAUUUACACCUAUAUUGAAAACUAAAUUUUGUAAUGUAGUUCCUGAGUAGGGCUGAGUAUUCCACGCUGUCUUUUUGAACAAGUAACGAGCAAGGUUGUCACCUGGAAAUGACAAAUAACACUAGUAGCAGGUACCUUAAUGCUUUUUAAACCAUAGGGCUGGAUCGAUUUAGAACAGAGUCAACUUAGUCUUGGAGCAGAAGGCAAGCUGCUUGGGGAACUCAAAGGGUCAGAUCUGUGGCUGGAAAUGGAUAGUCAAUGUAUCCAGUUAAGAUCCUUGCUCUGGACUAGGCUUCAUCCCAGUCAGAUAAAGGGUCUCGACACAAAAUGUUCCUGAUUCUCUCUUCCUGUCUCCUUACCAACCUAGACAUUUUUGGGAAACCUGAGGGAAAUCAUACAAUCACAGUGAGAAUUUGCAAACUUCACAUGGACAGGGCGGUACUGUGGCACAGCAGCAGUGUUGCUGCCUCACAGC
Messenger RNA from Leucoraja erinaceus (little skate), 1971 nucleotides. Its product is annotated as protein eyes shut homolog. The transcript has 4 exons. Lineage: Eukaryota; Metazoa; Chordata; Chondrichthyes; Rajiformes; Rajidae. The record is from RefSeq and is a predicted model, not a curated record. Gene Ontology annotation, molecular function: calcium ion binding. The coding region runs from base 229 to 762 and encodes 177 amino acids.